AUAUUACAAUAAAUAUAUUCAUUUACAAACUCAUGUUUCAGUAAUGAGAACUAAAAAGUUGUCUAGGUGGGUGAUUCUCACGGAAACUUGGUUUUAAAAAUGUCAAGCAUGAAAAUGUAAAAAUUGCUUAAAUUUACUUUUUUUCCCACCAGACAUUGAAAAACAAAGUCUGGAGUAAAUGGGAACAUUAAUUUAAAAACUUUUACUUAUCAUUUAACACUUUUUGUAACAUAAUUUUAAAAAUUAGUCCUAAAAAAUCUCAUUACCGCAACAGUCAGAAAACAUCAACACUGACAUAUUUUCAAAAUGACAUGACAAACCUGAAAGAACAUAAUUUGGAGAUUCUGCACAUGCAUUUAAAAGUAUUCAAAGUAUUAUGCUUCUAUUAAUUAAAUUAACAUUUAAUAAGCAUCUGUUGCGGUAAUGAUAAUCAAAAUGUCGUGUAAGCAUUCUGACAAAGACAAUAUUUCAAAUUAACUGUAAAAAAAAUGAUCUUACCUGGUAGCCAUCUUGAAGUAACUGGUCCAUGUGCUUGGUCACUCAAAAUCAAACUUUAUUAAAAUUCUGUAUGUGUGCUGAAACUGUUCUCAAAAAGUGUUGCGGAGGAUGAGAACAUCAGGCAUGGACACAUCAUUUUCCAAAUUUUUCUUCAUUAUUAUUAUACAUGAAUAUUCAGUAAAUACUUUUUCUGUCAUCUAAAGUAGUCUAGCAAAACAUCCAUUUAUUUUUUUCUUAAUAUUUUUGCGUUCAUUUGAUUAAAUUACAACAUAACGCAUGUUCAAACACAGCCGGACACAUUGCGGUAAUGAGAAUUUCAGCAAAAAAUGAGAUAAAAUUUACAAUUAUAAAUUCUUAUGUUGAAAUCACACAUUGUGCAAGGUAGAACACAGUAUUGUGUUAAUUCUGAUGCUUUUUAAUGUUACUAUAUUACACAUUUUAAAGCUAAAAUCAUUAGUGCCGUGGUGUUUCAAUGGUUUUGUGAGAAUCACCCAGGUAUGACAAACAAAAAUUCUACUUUUAUCUGGAGAGAAAAUAUAAGAACUGCUUACCUGGUAGCCAUCUUGAGUGUCACAGUCAAUUAUGUCUCUUCCAACAAUUUUUUUUUUGAAAAUGUUUGUUCCUUGAGUACUUAAACAAUAAUUGAAAAUUGUUGCGGAGGAUGAGAAAAUUGGUCUUGGACACAUUUAUAUUCCUUAUAAUUGUCUCUACAUUUACCAAUGAUCAUCAAAUACCACAUGUUUCUUUACUGUAAAUGUUUAUAUUAUUUUUUAAUUAUAAAUUUUUCCAUGUCAAAGAACCCACAUCCAGUCAUGCACACGUUGCGGUAAUGAAAAAUUCCCCUUAAAUGUGGAAAAACAACAAAAUUGGUUUGUAUGUUGUCAUUUGAAAUCAUGUGCAAAAUAGUACAUGAAAAGAUGUUUAUAACUGUAUGCUUCUUAUUUUGAUAGCAUUUACAUUUUUUAUCAAAAUGUUUUAUGACACCUCAUAAGUCUAAUUUCGCGAGAAUCCCCCAAUAGAGUUCUAUUCUAUUAACAGUUUUUAAUUGUUAUCCAAUAAAAUGUCAAUUCACAAUGGUCUUUAAUAAAAUGUAUACCUAAUCUAUGUGAAUGUAAUAAUAAAUAGCAUUUUAAACAUGAGCGAGACUUUAUUUGGUCAUAAUGUGAAUGUAGGUAUCUGAAAUGUAUUUCCUUCGCCAAACACUAUCAUCUAUUUUUGUCAAUUCCAAGGUCACAGUCAGGCAAAGAAAAGCAAACAUGGAUGACUUUCGUCUGCCUGUUGUCUGAAUAGAGAAACCAGACGCUUCUUUACUCUAUAGUGGGUACAGAUAGGUCAGCUGUCAUUGUUGUUGUCACACAUUCCAAACGCAGGCAGAUGUAUUUUUAGAAGAGAGUCUUGAUCCUUUAUAUCUUCCCGAUUGUGUCGCAGAGUUGUGUUACAGCUGCAUGACGCUUUCCCUCAUACUAACCGAAUACAAAAGUUCAGGUCAACCCGUUCGAUGGGGAAUUAUAAAUCAAGACCAACUCAGACAUGUACAGAUGAAUGGAAAAAGAAGGUAAGUGAGUCAUAUGCUGUUAUAAUUGAGCGACUGGAGGAGGAUUUGAGGCUGAAAGAGGAGGAGUUUAAAGAUCUCAAGUACGCUUUCAGCUCAGAGGAGGCGUUUAGUAAAGUGAAUCUGAAUUACCGCACAGAAGGUGGUCUGUCCCUACUGCAUCUCUGCUGUAUGUGUGGAGGGAAUAAAGCUCACAUUAGGACCCUUAUGUUGAAAGGUCUGCGUCCAUCCAGACUCACCAGAAAUGGAUUCACUGCAUUGCAUCUGGCUGCAUACAAGGAUAAUGCAGAAGUGGUCACUGCGCUAUUGCAUGGUGGUGCAGAUAUCCAGCAGGUGGGGUAUGGAGCCCUCACUGCCUUGCAUAUAGCAACUGUGGCUGCUCAUCUUGAGGCUGUUGAUAUUCUCUUGCAACACGGGGCCUACGUCAACGUCCAAGACGCAGUGUUCUUUACCCCUCUACAUAUUGCAGCUUACUUUGGUCAUGAGCAGGUGUGCAAGCUGCUGAUGAAGUUUGGGGCUGAUGUGAAUGUGAGUGGAGAGGUCGGCGAUCGGCCGCUUCACUUGGCUGCUGCUAAGGGCUUUUUAGGAAUUGUGAACUUGCUGAUGGACGACGGGAGCAAAACUGAUGUCAAUGCUCAAGACAAUGAGGACCACGUUCCCCUUCAUUUCUGUGCUCGAUUUGGACAUGAAGAGAUCGUCCGUUUCCUGCUGCAGGGCAAUUUUGAUGUACAGCCGCACUGUGUCAACAUCUACGGUGAUACACCCCUCCACCUAGCAUGCUACAAUGGAAAGUUUGAAGUGGUUAAAGAGAUUAUUCAGUUGUCUGGCACAGACAGUCUGUCUAAGGAGAACAUCUUCAGUGAGACAGCUUUUCAUAGUGCCUGCACCUAUGGUAGGAACCUAGAAAUGGUCAAGUAUCUCCUCAGUCAGAAUGCCUUAAGCAUCAACCAUCAGGGUCGAGAUGGACACACAGGUCUACAUAGUGCGUGUUUCCACGGACACAUCCGACUGGUCCAGUUUCUCUUGGACAAUGGAGCAGAUAUGAACCUAGUGGCUUGUGAUCCAAGCCGUUCCAGUGGGGAGAAGGAUGAACAGACGUGUUUAAUGUGGGCCUAUGAGAAAGGACAUGAUGCCAUUGUUACUCUGCUCAAACACUACAAGAGACCACAGGACGACUCACCCUGUAAUGAAUAUUCCCAGCCAGGAGGGGAUGGAUCUUACGUUUCCGUUCCCUCUCCUCUGGGAAAAAUUAAAAGCAUGGCCAAAGAGAAGGCAGAUGUGAUUUUGCUGCGGGCGAGCCUGCCAUCAAAUUUCCACCUCCAACUCUCUGAGCUAGAGUUUAAUGAGAUUAUUGGUUCAGGCUCCUUUGGAAAAGUGUACAAAGGAAGAUGUCGCAAUAAAGUAGUUGCAAUUAAACGGUAUCGUCCAAACACGUACUGCUCAAAGUCGGACACGGAUAUGUUCUGUCGCGAGGUCUCCAUCCUGUGUCGUCUCAACCACCCCUGUGUGAUCCAGUUUGUAGGGGCGUGUCUGGACGACCCAAGCCAGUUUGCCAUAGUAACGCAAUACGUGUCCGGAGGAUCCCUGUUCUCACUGCUCCAUGAGCAGAAGAGGAUCAUCGAUCUGCAGUCCAAGCUCAUCAUUGCCAUCGAUGUGGCCAAGGGAAUGGAGUAUCUACACAAUCUGACCCAACCAAUCAUCCACAGAGACCUCAACAGUCAUAAUAUUCUGCUCUAUGAGGAUGGACACGCUGUGGUUGCUGAUUUUGGAGAGUCUCGUUUCCUGUUGUCUAUGGAUGAGGACAACAUGACCAAACAACCUGGGAAUCUACGCUGGAUGGCUCCAGAAGUGUUUACACAGUGUACCCGGUACACGGUGAAAGCAGACAUGUUCAGCUAUGCCCUCUGCCUAUGGGAACUGCUCACUGGAGAGAUUCCCUUCGCACAUCUCAAACCAGCUGCUGCUGCCGCAGAUAUGGCCUAUCAUCACGUACGGCCUCCGAUUGGAUACUCAAUCCCUAAACCCAUUUCAGCGCUGCUCAUGAGGAGCUGGAAUGUGUGUCCAGAGGAAAGACCUGAGUUUUCUGAGGUGGUGGCCAAACUGGAGGAAUGCUUGUGUAAUGUGGAACUGAUGUCUCCGGCCUCAAGCAAUAGCAGUGGCUCUCUGUCUCCCUCUUCUUCUACGGACUGCCUGGCCGCACGUGGAAGUCCCGGACGGAGUCACGUUGCUGCUCUCCGCUCACGUUUUGAGUUGGAAUACGCGCUGAAUGCUCGGGCCUAUGCAUUUUGGAGCCAGAACUCUGGUCGAAGAUCCUCACAGGGUUUGUCACGGGAUGACCUGAGGAGGAACAUGCAAUUCCCACCUAUGGACAGAAAUGGAUAUGUGUCAGAUCCCAUGAGCACCAUGCGUUUCCAUUCAUGCAGCAGCAAUGGAAGUUUUGAGGAGAGCAACUAGAUGCAGCAACUCUCAGAAUCGCAACAAAUACACACAAUAUAACUAAAUAGAAAUACUGAACACAUACUGUAUAAUCAGACUUAUUUUGGUUUAUUUUUGGUCAUUUCUUUUUUUAGGCUCUACUGUAUGUGUGUGAUCUUUUUAUAUAUAUUUAUAUAAUCAUACAACAAUAGUGUUUAAUAAUAAAAGUGUUAUAUUCAGAUCACACCUCUCUCAUACGGCAUUUUAAAGAGUCAUACAGUUUUAAAGGAAAAC
Molecule: messenger RNA, 4759 nt
Organism: Misgurnus anguillicaudatus (oriental weatherfish)
Lineage: Eukaryota; Metazoa; Chordata; Actinopteri; Cypriniformes; Cobitidae
Source: RefSeq, a predicted model, not a curated record